AUGGGUGCCACCAUGGACAGAACAGUGCUGCAAGUCAGCAUCUUCGGGCUGCUUUUGGCUUUUGGUUCCACGCAACCCAAGGACGACUGGGAGAUCUACAGCUUUCACAUCAACUCCACAGUGAUCAGUCGUUACGCCACCACCGUCAUCACCAGUCGCGUGGUCAACCGCAAAGACGAGUCCCAAGAAAUAGAAUUCCACGUGCGAAUUCCCAAGAAUGCCUUCAUCAGCAAAUUCAGAAUGUUUAUGGACGACCAGGUGUAUGACAGUGUGGUGAAGGCUAAAGAAGAAGCUCAGCAGCAGUACACUGAGGCAGUGUCCCGCGGUGAAAGUGCUGGCAUCGUCAGCUCAGUGGGGAGGACUCUCGAGGAGUUUAAAACCUCAGUGACAGUGGCCGCUCUAAAAAAGGUGACCUUUGAACUCACGUAUGAAGAACUACUCAAACGCAAGCUGGGCAAGUAUGAGCUGCAGAUCCACGCUCGCCCCAUGCAGACCGUCAAAGACUUCAAGGUGGAUGUGCACAUACAGGAAGAAGCAGGAGUCAAUUUCCUCCACGUUAAUGGAGGACUUAGCACUGGCGCUCUGGCUAAUGCUGUCACCAAAGCAAUUGCUGACAAACAGGCCUGGGUUAAUUUUCACCCCACAGUGGAACAACAGAAAACAUGUGACAGCUGUGGCGAAGAGGGUAUAAAUGGAGAUCUGGCAAUAGUUUAUGACGUCAACAGAGACAAGUCGCUGGGUGACAUCAAGACAUCAAGCGGAUAUUUUGUUCAUCACUUUGCUCCAUCACAACUUCCCCGCAUUCCAAAGAAUGUUGUCUUUGUCAUUGACAAAAGUGGUUCCAUGCAUGGCAAGAAAAUAGAACAGACCCGUACAGCAUUAAUCCAUAUCCUGAACGACCUGGCGGAGGAAGACUUCUUUGGUCUCAUCACUUUUGACAGCACUGUGUCUUACUGGAAGCGAGAACUUGUUCAGGCCAACUCACAAAAUGUGAAAAAUGCGAAAGGAUUUGCACGGAACAUAAUAGAGAGAGGAGGCACAAAUAUUAAUGACGCUUUGUUGGAUGGAUCGCGCAUGUUGAAUGAUAACCCCAGGAACGGUUCAGCUUCUAUCCUCAUACUCCUCACGGAUGGAGACCCAACCUCAGGUGUGACCAAUCUCGGGCAAAUACAUGCGAAUGUGAUGGAGGCCAUUCAAGACAAAUUCCCGCUCUACUGUCUUGGUUUUGGUUUUGACGUCAACUUUAAUUUCCUUGAGAAGCUGUCCUUGCAGAACAAUGGCGUCGCGCGGCGUAUUUAUGCUGACUCUGAUGCCGAUUUACAGCUGAAGGGAUUCUACGACGAGGUGGCGAAUCCCCUUUUGACAGACGUGACAAUGAUUUAUAACGGCGGCGCCAAUCUGACCCAGACCAACUUCAGCCAGUAUUACAACGGUUCUGAGAUUGUGGUGGCCGGUCAGAUCAUUGACAACAACAUUGAGACCUUCGUCCCACGCGUUGUGGCCAUUUCGAGGAACGCGAGUAUCGUUUUCUCUGAGAAAAAUAGCACCGCAGAGUCCACGGACAACAGCGACAUCCAGAGGGUUUGGGCCUACCUGACUGUCAAACAACUCCUGAAGAAAGAAUUGCAACUGUCAGGAGCCGAAAAGGAGAACAUUAAGAAUGAGACUUUGAGGCUGUCACUCAAGUACAACUUCGUGACCCCGCUCACAUCCAUGGUGGUCACCAAGCCAACAAAGGACAACACGGAGGUGCUUCAUAAACCCAACGAGGAAGCUCCACAGCCUGCCGCGAGGACCACUUUGGGACGGAACAAUCCUCGGUUAGGGUCUGUGGCCCAGGACAGUUUGGUCAGACACUCCACACGUAUUCUUCACAGUGGCUACAUAUUAUCGUCAACUCCCAUGCUGAACAUGGACUAUGACAUGACAGUUGUUCCACCUCUCAUCCGGUUUUUGCUCCAAGCUGAGAAUCAAUCUCUUCCACUGUGUUUUGAUAUCCCUGCACAAAUUCGACUUCGACUCCUUCGCCUCCCCAGUGUAGAACUGUCUGUGAAUGGCGAACUGGAUGGAAAAACAGGCUUCAACAAGAUUGUUGUCUACUUCAGUACCACCGGCAUUAUUGAUGUUGACACGAGUCGUGUCACCAUUCACGACGGAACAUUUGGAAAGAUAUUACCGUGGCUCACGGGACAGGAGACCACCACUGCUGGAAGCGUGACAGUGAUUAAACGGGACAAGGAAGUUGAUAUCACAGUUGGAGGGGCACGCUUGAUCAUCUUGCUUCAUGGCAACGGCGGAGAAAAAUACCUCUGGCCGGUUUUAAGACAGCAGAUUUCGGAUAAUAAUGCCGAAGGAAUUUUGGCUCAAAAGCCAGUAGCUUAUGAAGAAGUGCAUCAACCUCAGUCCACAAAACUUAAAAUCAAAGACCAGGAAAUCGGUGUUUCCAGAGCCAUGGCUGCUGACUACACUUUUUCGCCAUCUGUGAUCCUGCCCUGCUGGCUCAUGUCUGCUGAGUCAGCACUACAAGCACGACUCAAUGAUUUCAUCAUCUUCACUCUUUAAUUAAGAG
This is a messenger RNA of Phycodurus eques (leafy seadragon), 2569 nucleotides long. RefSeq names its product inter-alpha-trypsin inhibitor heavy chain H3-like. The transcript is spliced from 19 exons. The record is from RefSeq and is a predicted model, not a curated record. NCBI's taxonomy places the organism in Eukaryota, Metazoa, Chordata, Actinopteri, Syngnathiformes, Syngnathidae. Bases 1 to 2562 code for a protein of 853 amino acids.